CGUCUUUUUGCUUUCCAUUCCUCUCCCCCCCCCCCCCCACUGAAAAUGCUCUUUGCCUCCUCUCACUUCUCUCUCAUCAGUUCCUUGCCCUUACCUUUUUGGUCACUGUGGUUGCAGUGAACUCUCUCUUUCUCUCCCGCAACUAGCUAGCGAGGGUUUAGAGAUCUUCUUUCAACUUUCACAUCUCCAGCAAUCAAAGAAGAGAUCUUGAAAUUAAGAGGCUUUUACACAAGGGAGCGAAGUACUGCAGGAUCAGAUGGCUUCAUAGUACGAGUAGUUAUACAAAUUCUCCUUGUGCUGCGUGCAAGUUCUUGAGGAGAAAAUGCAUGCCGGAUUGCAUAUUUGCACCCUAUUUCCCACCGGAGGAGCCCCAAAAGUUUGCCAAUGUUCACAAGAUAUUUGGUGCAAGUAAUGUAAGUAAGCUUCUCAAUGAAGUCCACCCCCACCAGAGAGAAGAUGCGGUGAACUCUUUGGCCUACGAAGCUGAGGCUCGGAUGAAAGAUCCUGUCUACGGAUGUGUUGGAGCCAUCUCAGUGCUCCAAAGGCAAGUCAUUCGCCUUCAGAAGGAGUUGGACGAGACUAAUGCUGAUCUCGUCCGGUAUGCCAGCAGCUACAACCAUGAAAUAUUGCUGCCAACAUCUCAGUCCGAGAGGUCUAGUAGUAGUAGGGUUCGUGGAGGAGGGUCUCUAGGUCAAAAUUCUGGUUCGUAUUUUGAUCCACCGUGGAAUAGAAAUGCUUAUGGAGAUAGAAAUUAUGAGAGAGGAGGAGGAGAAGGAGAUAUAUAAAUUUAAGUAGAUUACAGUGCUCUAGUCUAUUGUGUUAAAUGUGCCAAAGAGAGGAAAUAAAGUAGCUUCAUAUAUGUUGUAUGUGUCAAUAAUUAUUAGGAGUAGACCUGGUUUUUUAGGGUUUCUCCUGGGUAUCCAUGUAAACAGGUUUUAGUAAUAUGUAUCCUAUACUCUGCGGAAAGCCUUGUGUAUCUAUCUGUAUAUCUCUCUUGUGAUAUAUAAUAUUGAAAGCAUUUUAUAAAUAUUGCUG
Messenger RNA from Malus domestica (apple), 1035 nucleotides. Its product is annotated as LOB domain-containing protein 25. Lineage: Eukaryota; Viridiplantae; Streptophyta; Magnoliopsida; Rosales; Rosaceae. The record is from RefSeq and is a predicted model, not a curated record.